AUGAGGGCUCUGUCAUCACACUUUCACGGGAAGCAUAACCGCUCCUUGUUUAAUGACAAUGGCGAUGGCACAUUCUCCAAGGUUGGCGAUUACGUGAACGAAGAUGGUAUUAGUUCUCCAGGUAUCAUCGUGUCUCUCAACCCCCUGUCGCCGGGAGCGCCACCGCCUGCGCGGCCCAAAACCACGCCAGUACCUUUGCCUGUUCAGGCCACUUCCUUUGUUUCGCCGCCGCCGAUAGUGCAGGCAGAACCAUCGCCUCCUUCAAUACCACCUCCUCCUAUACAGUCCUUGGAGCCGCCGCCCAUGACCGAUGUUCUUCGGUACUUGCAUAGGAGCCUCUCACCCAGCCAGCAAGUCCCUGCUCGGCUGGACGUAUUGGCAUUAUCCAAAUACAGGCAAGUUCGUAAUUUACCGGGUUUAUGGUGGGAGCAUCAUCAUAAUAAGACACUUGAUCCCCUCCAAUAUGCCUGUACUCUUGCAUAUCUUGUGGGUAAGGCGGAGGAGAUGAAUCCCUGUGACAGAUGGAAAGGAUUGUCACGACUGAGCACUCCCUGUGUGGGUUUGCCCCCGGACCUACCAGCCGAGGCGAAGGCUGUGUUCAGUAAGUCGGUAACGUGCAUUGCGUGUCAGUAUCAAUUUUGCUGUUACCGAACUAAGAACGAAUGCGAAUGGGCCAGCCAGGAUCGGGAUCUUGAAGGGAAGACGGAGGUGGCGGUGCCCCAGCAAAACCAUCGAACAUCAGUGGAACAGAGUGAUAAGGCAGUGGUAUUAGAUGACGAGGAGAUGAGCGACGGCGCAGGUACCAAGGCCGAUGAUCAUGCUACCCUGCCACAGGUGAUGAGACAAAGCAGCAGGUUGUCUUCGUCGAUUAAACCUCCUGAGCAAUACCCCACUCAAGAUUCGGAGAAGAAGAGUUCCCCACUAGGAACAACUAUCCCGCCAAUCUCAAUAGCUGUUCACAAGCCAUCACCUGCUGAGGUGACUGAUAUGGAAGAGAUGGAAGACUGGGAGAUAGCCCCCGGUACUAUGAAGGAUGAGACAACGAAUACCAAUGUUGGCUUUUCUAAUGCCUACAUGUCUAAUCAACAUCCUAUCACGAUAGCGCCAGGUCUUAGCUUCAAUGUUCUCAUUUUGAAACCGGGGCACACGCAUCACUGGCCCAUUGAAGCAACCAAGGUGCGCACAUGCUCGGUAGCCUCAGGCAAGAUUAGCGUCAAGAUGGGAAACGACCAGGCCUUCAAACUCGGCCCGAACGGUCUAGUCGUCAUACGGCCUGGCCAGAGUUGUAUGCGGAGGACAGCUAUGGCUCUAGGCGGUGGCCGCCCGACAAUACAGCGGGCCACCCCCAGUCUCGCCUUGGAAGUGCCCUUUCCCUCUCCUACUCGGACCAGAUCUGGCAGAACGAGGCCGCCAAGCACCUUUACCGACACCGACGAGACUGAUUUGAAGCCUGGAGAUGGAGGGCAAUUUGUCGAGAAGCAGCGGGAUGGACAGGACGGGCUGCGGUUCACGUUUGACCCGGAGGGCCGACUAACACACGAUGAGACGAGUGUCGACAUCGUCACGGUUCCGUGUCCAGCCGCUCAUCCACUGCGCAGCUGGAACCGGGAUGGCCUCAUGGGGCGGUAUUUUGGCGCGCCGUCGAUGCGAGAUGCUGAGGUUCGUGAGGCGGAGCGUCAGAACCAGAACCCGUCGUGGGUGAGGCAGGGCAUCCGAAGAGAGGCCAACAGGGCGCGGAUCCUGCUGUAUGAGCAUCCAGAGGUUAGCGAAGGGACGACGCUCAACUCGCUGGCGGUUGCGCUGCUGGAUGAGUUAAGGGCGUUGAGGACCCGGGAGAGGCAGCAGGAGAGGCCGCUGUUGUUUAUUGGCCACAGUAUUGGAGGGUUGGUGGUCAAGAUGGCGUUGGUGAAAGCCAGUAGGGAUUCGAGAUAUGAGAGCAUCUUGCGCGAGUGUUAUGGGGUUGCCUUUUUCGGAACACCGCACCAGGGGUCCAGCUACUUUGCCAUGCCUACCCUGGCGGCGAGCAUCCAAAACCUGCUUCAGCUAUCUGUCCCCCUACCAGUGUCGUUGACAGAUGAUCUUCGUAUGGGAAACCAUCUUCUCCUACAUGUGGACGAAGACUUCAAGGUCGUUUCGGACGACAUCCGUGUGUGGACGUUCUACGAGACGAUCGACUCCCGUCUGUCUGCCAACUCGGGAAACAUCUAUUUUACUGCGCCUCUUACGUCCAUCAAGUCUGCUAUUCUCGGGAUGCGGCAGGAACGCAUCUUUCCUCUGCAGAGCGACCAUGCCAACAUUGCCUCGUUUGGGAGACACAACAUGCACACUUUACGACUUUUCCUACGACAGCUGGCGGCAAACAUUGAACAGGCGGAUUCCAACGCUAGAGAGGACGCAAGAGGAGGCAAAUGGAUGCUCAAUUUGGAACAAAAAGUAACGGUAGAGGUCCAUGGAUUCUUCGAUGAGGCGGGCAUGGAGGAUGGCACUGUGAGAGCUUGGUCUACAAGGUUGCCGCUGAGAGAUUUUAUGAGUAAAGGUCCGGAAGUAUGUCUCAGCGAGAGAUUGAAUGAGGUAGAAAUUCCACCCGAAGAGGGAAGAUUUCUGGCCAUGAGGGGGAGGACGGGUCUGGUCGACAUGGAGGGACCGCCGGAGCCUGUGACGUUUCCACCCGACCCGAUGACUGUGAAGAAUGCUCUUGGAAUCAACCAGACCGAACAUGAACAUGAGCAUGAGCUUGAGCAUGAACACCCUCCGCCGCUUCACCGGACUUCGGCGCCGCCUGCCGUGUUGUCAAUCCCGCCAUCACCUCUUAUUCUCCCGGUUGACUCCCCUAGAACAAGGCCGAGGAUGAGCACAGAAUCCGCACCGACGGCAUUGGUUUCUCAGUCUGGUGUUGGGCCCUUGACGCCUCCUUCUCGACCUAAUUCGCUUCCUCCUCGACACUCAACGCCUUUCCGCAAGCCGUCCCCUCUCAUGCGUGCCAGCUUGGACCAGGAGCUCGCCAUUGAUCGUCUAUCACCGCCUUUGAGAGGUAGAGUAGGGAGAAACUCAUUCAGCCGCUCGAUGAGCCUUGACAGCGACAUGGGCGGUGCGUCUCCUCCUCGAUAUCGCGAUUUUCCAUCUUUCUCCCAGAGGAGCCGCAGCACAUUCGAUAGAGUUCUCAUGGGGGAGGAAAACGAUAGUGAAGAUGAUGGGCUUGAUGCGUCUCCGAAGCUGCCUGAGAGUGUUCUUGAAAUCCGAAAGAUGGCAAAGGAUAAGGGGCAUAGAGCAAGCGAAAACGCCAUUGUGGACGUAGACGAUGCUCCUCAAACUCCUUUUAUGAAGCCAAUGGUCAAGGCUCGCAAGUUUGUUUGGAUUCAUUUACCGUUUAAUAACCCUACAUGGGUGACUGUAAUGUCUCCACGUGGUCAUUCGGUACCGAGUCGCUCUCUUUCUCCGCCUGGCGAAGAUGAUCAGAUGUAUGUCUGUCUGUUUCUUCCGUACCUUCACUUUGACUCGUACAAGAGACUCAUCCGCCGGCGUGAACUGAUUGCUAAGCGCCUGGCUCACGGGAGGGCCCGACCCAUUCCCGAAUCUGUAGCCAAGUCGGAUUCCUUGGAGUUGCAGGUCAUAUGGGAGUUUCUGGGACAUGAUCCGCCAAUCAAUUGCCGGCGAACGCUGGACCAGUUUGGAUAUCCAUCGAUAAGGGAUACCCGAUCGCGAGACGAUGACCAAAUGCUGUACAAGCUGACUAAAGAAAGGUACUACGAUGUGGCAGAGUAUCGGGGACUGUAUAGCGAGACUUCUGGCAGCAAUCUGGGAUCCGGAGAAAGCAGCAAUAAAAGCGGAAGCGGGAGCGGAAGUGGUGGUAGUGGUAGCGGGAGCGGAAGUCGCACAGCCAGUUGGCGGGAGAAGCUAAACAAACAGGCUGAGGAGAAUGGCGAAGAGGAGACUGAAAAGGACGUGCUGAAUGGAAAUGUGCUGAUGAUAGAUCAGCUAUGGGUCUGGACUAUCUCUACUCAUACCUUGCUCUCAUUCUUCCCCAAACGAGAGAGUGAUCCCAUCGAGGGACCGCUGUAUCAGCAAGCAGACCUUCGAGACAGCAUCUUCAACGAUGUCAAUGUAGAUCUGACUCGCCUAUGCGACAACUCCCUAGAUCUCGCAGCUUUGGCAGCUCUGCAUGCGGUGAGCGUGCUUCUAGAUCGAGCUUCUCAUCCUGAUUUGGAAGUUUUUCGAAUAUUCGAAGAAGCUAUAAGCGUCUUGACCGAGAAGCUUACAACAUCACUAAAAGAGUUCCGCUCAGAGGGAUUCCGUGACAAGGCCUUUGAUUACGAGCCGGUUGAAAAUAAAGCUCGCUCAAUCCGGGAGCGUCAUAAAGAGGAGGGACGACGGGCCGAACAAGAGAAUAGAGACAACACGUCAGCACUGCUGGAGCUUCGGGAUAUUGAAGACGAACUUGCGACGCUGCUAGGCCUUUUCGAGAGACAGUCGAAAGUAAUCUCAUCGAUGCACACCAUUUACAACCGUCCCGAGAUGCGAGCGCACACGGUCCACGGAAGAGGAUUCCUUGCUGAGGCGCUGAAGCGGCUGGCAGAAUAUAUCCAUAUCACGGAGGAAAUGGUACGCCGGGUGAAGAACACGCGAGAUGAGUACGACAAGCUGCUUCAGAUGGUACAACGCCAGGCACAAGUCGACGAAGUCCGCUUAAGCAGGCUUCAUGCGGAUCUGGCCAGCGCGCAAAGCCGAAGCGUCCUGAUCUUUACUACUUUCACAGUCAUAUUCCUGCCGUUGCAGUUCUUUACAGGCAUCUUUGGCAUGAAUACGCGCGAGUGGGGAGGAGGAGACAAUCUGCCUCUGCGGACGAUUGGUAUUAUUGGUAUUCCGGCGAGUGUUGCCCUGAUCGUCGGGACGCUCAUCGUUGCGUGGAGCACUACUGCGCGACGCUUCUUCAAGUGGAUCGGCAGACAGUAUGGUUGGAUGAUGCGCUGGUUGUACGUGGUGCUUGGAAGGCCCGUGGCUAGGAAGAUGAUGAAAUACAUGGCGAGAAGAGGGAAACGGCGGCAGGGGCAAGGGGAGGAUCGGGAUGGAAAGGGUGGGCUGAGUACAGAGGCGAGCGAUUUCUGGGAGAGGCAUAGGCUGGAGAGGGAAAAGGGGUAUCAGAUUCCCGAGGUGAACAAGGCACCGCCGAUGAGCAAGGGGCGGUGA
Trichoderma harzianum CBS 226.95 is the source of this 5184-nucleotide messenger RNA. RefSeq lists its product as hypothetical. NCBI's taxonomy places the organism in Eukaryota, Fungi, Ascomycota, Sordariomycetes, Hypocreales, Hypocreaceae. Bases 1 to 5184 code for a protein of 1727 amino acids. Gene Ontology annotation, cellular component: membrane. The record is from RefSeq and is a predicted model, not a curated record. Gene Ontology annotation, biological process: transmembrane transport; metal ion transport. Gene Ontology annotation, molecular function: metal ion transmembrane transporter activity. The transcript has 9 exons.